Molecule: messenger RNA, 2538 nt
Organism: Physella acuta
Lineage: Eukaryota; Metazoa; Mollusca; Gastropoda; Physidae
Source: RefSeq, a predicted model, not a curated record
GUUUCUUGAAAACUUUUCAUGUUGACAGUUCAAUGUGACAUAAAAUUUGCUGUAUUAUAAAACACUAAGAGUUGGCUCUAUUGAACACUUAUUGUUUAUGUUUAAUUGAGAACUACAAAAAUCUAGACCUUGUGUAGGAUGUGUGACUGAUAUCCCUGCUUGAAAAUGAAAUCAUACACAGACAUUUCGAUAAAUAUCGACUUGGUUGCAUCGGCCCUCAAUCAUUUACAGUUUCUAGAAGAAUGUGACAAGCAUACAGUUUUGAGAGAUGAAAGGUUUUUGCGUCAAGCACUGUAUAGGUACCAGUACUUUUGGUUACCUCUGGCAGCUAAACAUAAGAAAAAGGUUUUGGAAGCGCCGCUAGAUAUAGCCUGGGUGUGGCACUGUCACAUGCUGUCACCAGCCUCGUACUGUGCCGAUUGUGUCAGAUUACUGGAUGGUGUGAUUGUUGAUCACACUUUAGAAAGAAAUAAAAGUACACGAUCAAAGAUGUUGCAAGAAACAAAGCGCCUUUGGGAGAAAGAAUAUCCUAAUGACCCUUUUGAAAUGGAUUUGAACACUGGAUUUCUGAUACAGCAGUAUAAAAAUGGGCAGACAACUUUCUCUUACAACAUUCUAGAAGCUGCUGGUCGGCAGAAAGAAUUUGGUUAUCAGGUUAGUCUGCCCCACUACACAGAUAAAAAGUUUCUGGAGAGUUCCCUUGUCAGGUACAAAAAAUUUCUGUACCUGAAGACUCAGCGACCAAACAUGUUCAUAGUUCCCUGUUACGACAUUGAUCUAAUGUGGCACACACAUCAGCUCUACCCUAAGACUUACAAAGAGGACACGGAGAGGUUGUUCAAUAAAAUUUUUAACCAUGAUGACAGUGUCACAGAUCGGAAUGAGGGAUCCAAGCUUUACAAUUCUGACUUGGCUACAAGAGAAGCUUGGAAAGAAGUGUUUUCUGAGAACUUUGCCUUAUUUGGAGCCAUGUACAGGGGAGAGAACCCAGUAGGAAAGCUGCAAACAAUCAAGCCAGAAGAAAUCAUGCUGAUGAGAACCAGAAUAUCAAACCUAGCUUUUGAAAGAGUGGAGAUGAAAGCAUCUCCAGCCACCAUAGGCAAGCCUCGCUUGAGUGUGUCCACUGCAGUCAAUUCAAAGCAGGAGAAGCUCAUCUCAACCCUCAAAGGCCCCAAAAAAGUUUGGCAGAGCAAGUCACUUUUCCAUGUGAACUUCAAUACCCGCUCUGUAAACUGCUUGAUGUUCAGCCUGCUAGAUGUGGUUGGUUGGGGCUUCUUUGGCCCAGACUCAGAAGUAACUAUCAUGAGCACCACCUUUGACAUGCUGCCAGUGCUUGAAGCCAUCCCUUUUGGACAGAGGUCCACGCAGGAGCUUAUCACCACCCAGCACCGGAACUUUAAGAUAGACUUUAAAGUCAACAUUGGCCCAGUGAAGAAGGGACCCUUAUUAUUGUACCUGAAGGCAGGCCUGUAUGAGAGAGCUGUCAUACCAGAGCACUUAGAAAGUAUGUGGGGUCCUAUCCCUCUCCCACGUCUACCACCUGGGGCAGAAAACUGGUGUGAAGUGGCAUCUCACAAGGUGACUAACCACAGAGGAGUGCCAUUGUUCACAUGUCGCCUGAUCCACUCCCAGCCAUUGCUUCAGUCAGCUGUACAUGUAUUUUACCAGGACAAAAUGGUGGCUGUUGGUCAUUUAGUGGGCACUGACCAGUUGCCGACCCCCAUUCAAGCAAAAAAAAGAAAACAGUGUGUGACCUUGAACCCAAGAGCAGCUGACAGGGCAGUUCUUAUCAAGAACCACUCAGGGGAUUGGGCUGCAGUGGUUGGUAGAUGGAUAGGUCAAACUCGAGGGGUUGCUGGAGUAGACAGUACCCCAGGUAGGGCUGGCAGGAGAGGUGUGCAUGGAAAUGCUGGAACUCUGCAUGUGAAGAUCUGGAGAAUGAAAGAACGAGAUCUUCAAGAAGUCGUGCUCUCAUAUGACCGUUCCAUUUACACGUUAAGUGUUGCUGGGGUUAGCAUUGACCUCAAGGCAGGAGUUGUCAUGGUGGAUGAGCACUGUGAUGAUGUGGCUGAGGCUCUAGCCCUGGCCUUCAGCAUAUCCUUGCUGCAUGUGCUGUGCCAGCCCCGCCCUAAGGACUGGAAGCCUGGAAAGACUAUAGAGUCCUGUGCUGAAACUCGUGGAACAAAAAAGGUCACCUAUGUUCCUUCUGAGGACCUGGCCUUUAUCAUGGCUGCAGGCUUCCUGAUGGCCAUCCAAGCAAUCAUUUUGUGGCACAAACCUACGGGGUACACGCAUGCGCUGGCUGUGGUGGAGGGGAUGUUGUGGCUAGUGAUUUUAGUGGUGUUGACUGCGGUAGUGUCGGGGGUGGUGAGUGUGGGGGUUGUGGUGGAUGUGGUGGCUGUGGUGGAGGUGGUGAUGGAGGAGGAUAUUAUGGUGGUGGAUGUGGAGGUGGGAGUUGAGGAGGAGGAUGUGGUGGUGGGUGUGGUGGAGGGUGUGGAAGCUAAAACACACAUAACACACAGCUCUCCUGCUAGCUAA